AGUCUACCCCCCUCUUGGCUGUCGGUGAGAAGGAGAUUACAGUGUGUUAUGAGGGGAUAACGGCAGCGAUCACCUUCACGUUUUGCCCGGAGGUGGAUGGCGUCCUUCUGUCGUGGUUUGACUGUGUCGCUUUGGGCAUCCUGCACGAGGAUUACCCUCGUCCAUGGAGACAUUCACAAAAGGGUACGUCUGUCAGCUCUAUCGGAGCAACCCCACCAUCUUUCGUGUAUGACGGCCCUCUCCCAUUAUCUCCGUCCCCAGAUGAGAUCCUGCGGAUUGGAGACGCCAUCGCCCGGGGCUAUGCCGAUGUGUUCGACCAGUCCGGUAUACUAACCGAAAUGAAAGGGCCGGAGAUGGUCAUCGAGUUGAAGGACGAUGCGGAACCGUAAAAUGUCAACGGCGCUCGCCCAAUCCCGUUCGCAGACCGACCGGAAGUAAAGAAAUUGCUGGACGGCCUCGUGGAAAAAGGUAUCAUCAUCCCCAUGACCGAAGCGUCUGACUGGGCGGCCCCCCUGGUCAUCACGCGCAAAUCUGACGGAUCUUUACGUAUUUGUGUAGAUCACACCAAGCUGAAUCGUCACGUGCGGCGGCCCACUCAUCCUACCCGGACUCCGAGAGACGCAGUGGCCGAGAUCAGCGGCGACGCCACCUAUUUUUCAACGUUUGACGCGGCCAGCGGGUACAAGUUCCUGCGAGCCUCUAUGGGGUUGAGCAGCUCCAGCGACGAAUACAACAGAAGGGCGGACUUAGCGUUCCAAGGUGUCGGCAAGACCGUCCGCGUCGUGGACGACCUCCUUCGGUACGAUUCAUCAUUUCCAGAACAUGUGAUGGGCGUCUGUGCUGUCCUAUCGGCGGCCCGGGACGCUGGCAUUACGUUCAACAUCAAGAAAUUCCAGUUUGCCCAACCGCAAGUUUAAUGGGUGGGCUUCCAAAUCCAACAGGGAGGUGUUGCUGUAGACCCCGAUAAAGUGCGAGCCAUCUCGGACUUCCCGCGUCCGACCAAUA
Molecule: messenger RNA, 1005 nt
Organism: Daphnia pulex (common water flea)
Lineage: Eukaryota; Metazoa; Arthropoda; Branchiopoda; Diplostraca; Daphniidae
Exons: 2
Coding region: 483-917 (144 amino acids)
Source: RefSeq, a predicted model, not a curated record